Messenger RNA from Eptesicus fuscus (big brown bat), 473 nucleotides. RefSeq names its product sentan, cilia apical structure protein (gene SNTN). The transcript has 4 exons. Lineage: Eukaryota; Metazoa; Chordata; Mammalia; Chiroptera; Vespertilionidae. Gene Ontology annotation, molecular function: transition metal ion binding. Bases 1 to 444 code for a protein of 147 amino acids. The record is from RefSeq and is a predicted model, not a curated record.
AUGUGUGGCUGUGUGCACAGUACCCGGGACCAAGCUCUGCACUUGGAAGGGAAGCCCGAUUCUUCUGCAGCCCCAACAUCCGCUUUAGCACCUAAGAAAAUGCCCAAAAGCAUUUCAAUAUCCAAACAACUGGCUUCAAUAAAAGCUCUGGGGAAGGGCUCAGAUCUGGAAAAAGCCAUCGCCACUGCUGCUCUGAUUUUCAGAAAUUCUUCCGACACUGACUGUAAACUUGAAAAAGCUACUGCCAAAAAUCUGCUACAAACCCAAUUUAGGAAUUUCACAGAGGGACAAGAAACCAAACCAAAAUACAAAGACCUUCUUUCCGAACUUGACGAGCAUGCAGAAAAUAAGCUUGAUUUUGAGGACUUCAUGAUCUUACUAUUAAGCAUCACUGUAAUGUCAGACUUGCUACAAACGAUAUGGAAUGUAAAAAUGACUAAAUAAACAGCUUUUACUAUGUAGUGAGACAAAGU